GAUAAUUAAAUUAAUUUUAAGUCAAGAAAUUAUAAUGAAUAAUAAUACAAACGAAAAUUCGAAGGAUUCUGGGUCCGCAGACGUUUCGGAUGUCUCCGUGGUAGAAGGGAUCAAACAUCCCCUUGAGCGACCGUGGGCUAUAUGGCAUAAUAACAAGGACAACAAUAAUGAAUGGGGUUCUGGCCUCGUAGAACUUACUACGUUUGACACAGUAGAAGAUUAUUGGUGCCUCUACCACCAUAUCAAGCGUCCAUCUGAACUCCCCUUAGAAACAGAUUAUGCAGUGUUCAAGAAAGGCAUUCAACCUACGUGGGAAGAUAAAAUGAAUGCAAAAGGCGGUCGAUGGGUUUUAAUGGCUGACAAAUAUAAGUUAAACGAGUUGUGGCUGGACAUAGUUCUACUUAUGAUUGGUGAAAAUUUCGAAGAUAUGGAUAUGAUUUGCGGUGUUGUAGUUAAUGUUAAGCAAAAAUGUAAAAUUGUGAUUUGGACUACAAAUACAUCGAAGAGGAAUAUUAAAAUUGCUGAGUAUCUGAAAAACAAACUUAAUAUUAAGAGAAAGUUAGAUUUUCAAGCACAUAAUGAUCGUAAAAUAUUGUAUUCUUAUUAG
This is a messenger RNA of Achroia grisella, 607 nucleotides long. RefSeq names its product eukaryotic translation initiation factor 4E1-like. Gene Ontology annotation, biological process: translational initiation. Lineage: Eukaryota; Metazoa; Arthropoda; Insecta; Lepidoptera; Pyralidae. The transcript has 5 exons. Gene Ontology annotation, molecular function: RNA 7-methylguanosine cap binding; translation initiation factor activity. The coding region runs from base 35 to 607 and encodes 190 amino acids. The record is from RefSeq and is a predicted model, not a curated record. Gene Ontology annotation, cellular component: cytoplasm; eukaryotic translation initiation factor 4F complex.